CCAGAAGUGAAUGGUAAGUGGGGAGCCUGGAGGGACACUGUCUGAAAAAUGGCCAGUGGGCUUGUAAUACUAGGGUUAUAUCCUUGGUCCAUUAUAUAUUUCGAAUGCCUUUUUCUCCUUUUGCUAAGAGGUAUCUUUACCUGGAAAUGCACCCCUGAUGGGUGGAAUUAUGGAGGCAUGCAGGUAAAAUUAAGGAGUCAGGAGACCACGACUCUAGACUGGGCUCUUUGAAGAAUCAGCUGACUCUAGAACAGGUCUGUGUUUCUGUUUCCUCAUCUUUCAGAUGAGAAUAAUGAUUUCUGCCCUGAUGUCUUGCAGUAUUGAAAUGCUCUAUUUCUGUGGCUUAUUUGCCACUUUUAAGAAGUUCCUAAUAAUGAGGAGUCCAGUGGAUAUGAAGGUGGGAAACUAGGAAGGAUGUGCUUUCACCCCAGGAUGUGCAGUUCUCUCUCUUUGUUAGUCAUCUUCAACUGGCUUCAGUUCAACUUGGUACAAGAAGCUCUCAGGCAUGGAGAGGCCGGCGGCUUGGGAGCUGCAGGGCGCCGACGCGCUGCGCCGCUUCCAGGGGCUGCUGCUGGACCGCCGCGGCCGGCUGCACGGCCAGGUGCUGCGCCUGCGCGAGGUGGCCCGACGCCUCGAGCGCCUCCGCCGGCGCUCCCUGGCGGCCAACGUGGCGGGCAGCUCCCUGAGCGCCGCGGGGGCCGUCACCGCCAUCGUGGGGCUCUCGCUGAGCCCGGUCACCCUGGGGGUCUCGCUUCUGGCCUCGGCCGUGGGGCUGGGGAUGGCCACCGCCGGAGGGGCCGUCACCAUCACGUCCGACCUCUCCCUGAUCUUCUGCAACUCCCGGGAGCUGCGGAGGGUGCAGGAGAUCGCGGCCACCUGCCAGGACCAGAUGCGCGAGAUCCUGAGCUGCCUCGAGUUCUUCUGCCGCUGGCAGGGCCGCGGGGACCGCCAGCUGCUGCAGUGCGGGAGGAACGCCUCCAUCGCCCUGUACAACUCUGUCUACUUCAUCGUCUUCUUCGGCUCACGUGGCUUCCUCAUCCCCAGGCGGGCCGAGGGGGCCACCAAAGUUAGCCAGGCCGUGCUGAGGGCCAAGAUUCAGAAACUGGCAGAGAGCCUGGAGUCCUGCACCGGGGCUCUGGACGAACUCAGUGAGCAGCUGGAGUCCAGCGUCCAGCUCUGCACGAAGAGCAGCCGUGGCCACGACCUCAUCUCUGCUGACCAGCCCGCACGGUUGUUUUUCUGAGAACAUCCUUUCCCCCUUAUGACCGAGGUCAAAAACAUCCCCAUGGGAUGCUCCAAAUUUGUAGCUCCCUCAGGAAAACACCAAGUUGGGUUAGGAGCUGAGUGCAAAGGAUGAGAAAAACUGUUGCUGAAGCGGGGGUCCUCCCAGCCCUUCAUUCCCCAUCACUGUGACGUCCUCCCUGGGGUUGACUGCCAGGGACUUUUUACUUGUCUGAUCCUAGUGGGAUAUGUGGCCUGAAAAUGAUUUUUCCUUCGUCAAAACCAUUCAGUCUUCAUACAGCUGGGAAUUCCUGUUUUGAAGUUGUUGUUGGGGGUGGGGGGGUCCCUGUGCCUGUGCCAGGGGUCCGAGUGGAGGCUGGAGAGGGUACAGACACGGCCACCCUCUGGGCCUCUCCAAGCCCCACUAGGCUUUGAGUUCCUCAAAAUGCCUGUGAGAGGAGACACUAGCUGUAAAACCUCUCUUCCAGAGUUUCUGAGUAAAAGAAUUCCAGAAUCCAGAGCAAACAGACCCCCUCUGAUCUUGGAGGAGGGUUCAAGACCCAAGAGAGGCCCCUCCAGAUGACAUGCCAGUCCCCUCACCUCUCAGCUUGCCUGCAGAUCCAGCCUGGGGAUGGAGCAGACCUUCCUGGGUGGCUUCAUAUCCAGACCUCCAGGGCCUCUGAGAGGGAAAACAGCUAACUGGUCAUAUAAACCCCACCGCCUUGCAGCAAGAUGAGGCCAAGGAAGAUGAAGUGAAGAACAGCUUCAUUUACUAACAUCACAGAGCGGGGAAGAGAGCAAUGGCUUUUGAGUUAGACAGUCCUGGGUUUAUUACAGCUGCUGUCACUACUGUGGGACCUUGAGGUAUUCACUGAGAUAAAGCACCUAGAACAGUGUCUGGCUCACAGAGUGGCCCCUGGACUGGCAACAUUAGCAUCACCUGGGAAUUGUUAGAAAAGCAAAUUCUUGGACUCAACCCCUGACUCUUUGUAAUCAGAAACUCUGGAGGUGGGGCCCAGCAAUCUGUGUUUAAACAAGCCUUUCCGGUGGUUCUGAUGCCUACCAAGGUUUGAAAACCACUGCAACAGGUGUUAGUUUCUAUCCCCUUGAUGAGCUUUCAUGAAGUCUCAUGGCCUCUCUAGGGGCUCCCUGGUCUUCAGAGUCAUUCACGGAAGGUUAAGGACAGACUGCGUCCCAGAAGUAAGAGAAAGAAUGUGUGUGCGCUCCAGUCCGUGCAUCCUGGGCAUUUCCCACCAUGUAAACUAAGGGAUGUAAUGGAAUCAACCCUGUAGAGGGCAGUGUUGCCCACUCAUUGUAGAAACUGGUACAGAAAGGAAUGCGAACUUAACCUGAAAUUGACCUGUGUUACUUUCUCUGAAAACUGCCAGACCAUGUAUUUUUUAAUUUAUUUUGUUUGUUAUUUAAUUAAUGUUUAUUAUUUGCAUUUAAUUUUAUUUAAUCACCACAUUUAGGAAAUAAUAGGACUAGCAAGUUUCUGAAUGGGAGACUACUGAGGCUCUUUUCAGGAACUGAGGUUGAGUUUGACUUUCGGAGGCGGGGCGUGGGCUGGAGAUUGCAAAACUCUCCUGGAAUGUCUCUCUCCUUCCCACAUUAGGUAAAGGUGGGAAGUUUUGAAUAGAGAGCCCUGGAGCGGAGUUUAAGCCUAUAAAUGGAGGCUUGACUGGGGAAUGUAGAAGUGAUGCAAGUGUAUUUAUCCUGAAGGUACUUUGCCAGCAGAUAACACUUGACCUGAGAAAAGGACCUAUUUAGUUCAGGAGAAAAAACCCAGUUAGAGGCAUGUGAAGGAAACACUUAGACCUCGGAAGCCUGAUGUCCUGUGAAGUUCUGUCUUAUGGAUGAUAGACAAAAUAACUUGUGUUCCAGUGGUGAUGUGCCAUCUUUGCAUUUUGGGAUCUGUGAGAAAUCUGUAAGCUGUCUCUAAAAAAAUACUUACAAUUUCUUCAAUUUCCAUCCCUACAAUUGUAAUGUUGAAAAAUAUGUUGAAAAGUCUUUGGGACCACACACACACAAACUUGGCUGUAUUGGUUAAUUAUGGAAUAGGUUUUAAAUUGACCCAGUCUACCCGCCUGCUUCACAAUGAUGGCAGUGUGUCUGAGGGAGUAUAGUUUCGGUGCUAUGGGGAGGAGUUGGUGUUUCUCUAUUUUUAUAUUUCCUGUAAAUUGCAAUCAAUCUGUAUCCUGGUUUAUUUUGAAAUUGGUACUGGUUUCUUUUUAAACUGGUGUCAUUUCCUAGACUACCUUGCACAGAUGCUAGCAUUUUAGAUCACCAGAAUGUACUUCACAUUGUUGUUUAUGUUGUAAAGGUACAACCACUCCCUAACUCAUCUUUUAUUAAGGCUUAAGUUUGAAUUAUUUUCUUCCAAUGCCUGAGCUGUUCCCUAGAAAUAAACUGGGCACUUUUGGAGGCAGCAGAAUAAACAUUUCCUAUCCUUGGGGUAUUUUGAGUAUUUCAAAGUCCUAAACUUCUGAAGUUAUCAUUUCAGUGGCCCACUUUACAUCUAAGGAACGGUGUCUACUUUGGAACAAUACUUUGCACAUAAUAGGAGCUCAAUAAAUGUAUUUGAAUAAUGUAAUAAACUGUUUAGCUAUAUUAGUAGGAAUCUGUUGAGGAUGAAAGAUCAUCCUGUUAUGUGUCUCAUAAAGAUUGGAGCCUCUACCAGGAUUUAGUCAAGUGCAGUUAAAUGGAUCCUAAAGACAAAUAUUUCUUUCUUUCUUUUGUGGGAAUGUGAAUAAGGCUUUUCCUUAAGGCCUUCAUUCUAUAAACAAACAGACUGAAAUGGUAUGUUGUAAAGGGGAGAGGGAGAGAGGUAUUUAGUUUACAAGAGUACUUCAGAAAAAUGUCCGAGUUUGAAAAAUAAAUAUGUUUGUACUGAAA
This is a messenger RNA of Equus quagga, 4116 nucleotides long. RefSeq names its product apolipoprotein L domain containing 1 (gene APOLD1). The record is from RefSeq and is a predicted model, not a curated record. Gene Ontology annotation, cellular component: membrane; extracellular region. NCBI's taxonomy places the organism in Eukaryota, Metazoa, Chordata, Mammalia, Perissodactyla, Equidae. Gene Ontology annotation, biological process: lipid transport; lipoprotein metabolic process. Gene Ontology annotation, molecular function: lipid binding.